UUUUAGCAUCUGCCAUAACUAUUGAUUGACUAUGGAUGACUAUACCAAAAUAGAGAAAAUUGGAGAAGGUACCUAUGGAGUUGUAUAUAAGGGUAGACACAAAACUACAGGUCAAGUGGUAGCCAUGAAGAAAAUCAGACUAGAAAGUGAAGAGGAAGGGGUUCCUAGCACUGCAAUUCGGGAAAUUUCUCUAUUAAAAGAACUUCGUCAUCCUAAUAUAGUCAGUCUUCAAGAUGUGCUCAUGCAGGAUUCCAGGUUAUAUCUCAUCUUUGAAUACCUUUCCAUGGAUCUAAAGAAAUACUUGGAUUCUAUCCCUCCUGGUCAGUUCAUGGAUUCUUCACUUGUUAAGAGUUACUUGUACCAAAUCCUACAAGGGAUUGUGUUUUGUCAUUCUCGAAGAGUUCUACACAGAGACUUAAAACCUCAAAAUCUGUUGAUUGAUGACAAAGGAACAAUUAAACUGGCUGAUUUUGGCCUUGCCCGAGCUUUUGGAAUACCUAUUAGAGUAUAUACACAUGAGGUGGUAACACUUUGGUAUAGAUCUCCAGAGGUAUUGCUGGGGUCAGCUCGCUAUUCAACUCCAGUUGACAUUUGGAGUAUAGGCACCAUAUUUGCGGAAUUAGCAACUAAGAAACCACUUUUCCACGGGGAUUCAGAAAUUGAUCAACUCUUCAGAAUUUUCAGAGCUUUGGGUACCCCUAACAAUGAAGUGUGGCCAGAUGUGGAGUCUUUACAGGACUAUAAGAAUACAUUUCCCAAGUGGAAACCAGGAAGCCUAGCAUCCCAGGUCAAAAACUUGGAUGAAAAUGGCUUGGAUCUGCUCUCGAAAAUGUUAGUAUACGAUCCUGCCAAACGAAUUUCUGGCAAAAUGGCCCUGAAUCAUCCAUAUUUUAAUGAUAUGGACAAUCAGAUUAAGAAGAUGUAGCUUUCUGACAAAGAGUUUUCACAUGUUGUAUCAAGAACAGAUAGUUAUAUUUUUACUGUCAACUCUAUUUUUGUCUUGUGUAUUUUUGUUUUCUUUGUUGUUAAACUUUAAGCUGUACUUCAUCUUCUAACUUCAAAGUUGUAACUUAAAAAUGUAAAUAUUGUUCUAUAUGAAUUUAAAUAUAAUAAUUCUGUAUAUGUGUGCAGACCUCACUGUGACGAGUAUUUGUUACUGUAAUAAAACUAUAAAUUUAAUGUUGGUGUCAGGAAUUGGGAAAAGUUUGAGACAAUGUAAAUCAUAUCAAACCUUACAGCAGUCCGGUUUUCCUGUAGUUGGAACUAUUACAAUUUAGGAAAAUGUGCUAAUUAAGUUCACAGUUCAUAAUGCUGAAGUAUUUGUAUUCUCUGGAUGUUUAAAUUUCUUAUCAGUUUCCUUGCCACAUGUUAACUAUACAACCUUCCUAAAAAUGAAUGUUUUUCUUCUGGUAUUUCAGUGUGUGAUCUAAAUGUUUAAGCAUUCAGAAUGAGGAAACUGCCCAGAUUUGAAAAAUAAAGCUACGUUUUCAGAGGUUUUUAGUAACUUAUAAAACUAGCAUUAGAGUAUGCCAGAGUUUACUAGGUUUUACAGUUAAAGAUCCAGGGCAACCAAUAGCAGGAAAGAAGUUUAGAAAAUUUAUGAACUAUCCUAUUUUAUGGUAGGUUAUGAAAGCUAUUUGUCCAAGUGAAUUCUUAUGCCUUGGUCAGAGGUAAUAACUAUGCAAAGGAGUUUAUCGUGGCUUUCAAUUCUAACACUAUAUCAACAUUUGCAAGUGAAGUUUUUAUUAGCAGCCUUCUUAGAAGGUUCAUAUAUUUAGCUAAAAUCACUAAUAUGGAGAAUUAAGUUGUUUAA
Molecule: messenger RNA, 1813 nt
Organism: Molossus molossus (Pallas's mastiff bat)
Lineage: Eukaryota; Metazoa; Chordata; Mammalia; Chiroptera; Molossidae
Gene: CDK1
Product: cyclin dependent kinase 1
Exons: 7
Coding region: 32-925 (297 amino acids)
Biological process (GO): protein phosphorylation; mitotic G2 DNA damage checkpoint signaling; G2/M transition of mitotic cell cycle
Cellular component (GO): nucleus
Molecular function (GO): ATP binding; RNA polymerase II CTD heptapeptide repeat kinase activity; cyclin-dependent protein serine/threonine kinase activity
Source: RefSeq, a predicted model, not a curated record